AUGGACAAAUCCACCCGCAUCAUCAUCAUCGGCGCCGGCGUCUUCGGCCUCUCCACAGCCCUCGACCUCGCCACCACCGGCUUCACAAACAUCACAGUUCUCGACCGCUGCAUGCCCCCGGUCCCCGACGGCUCCAGCAACGACAUCUCGCGCGUCAUCCGCUUCGACUACGGCGACAAGGUCUACGCGCAGCUCGGCAAGGAAGCCUACGACCUCUGGAACACCCCGGCCUACGCAGACUCCUUCCACCAGGGCCCGUGCGUGUGGACGUCGCAGAAGAAAGGCGGGCUAGCAGGCGGGUCGGACUUCAUCCGGCGCACGAAGAACAUCCUCGAUGAUCUAGGCCUGGAGUGGCAUGAUCUGCCUCAUGUGGACGCGCUAAAGCAGCGCUUUCCGGCCGUAGCGGGCCGCCCCAUCGGCGAGGAGUUCGAGGGGUUCUAUAACAACGCCGCCGGGUGGGCAGACGCAGGCGUCGCGAUCGCAGGCCUGCGAGACCGCUGCAUCGAAGCGGGUGUGUCGUUCGUCACAGGGCCACACGGCCACGUCUCGUACCUGGAGCACGGGAAGGAAGACAGCGGCGAGAUCAAAAUCACAGCAGCCCGCACCCUCGACGGCGGCCGCAUCCCCGGCGACAAAUUCAUCCUGGCAACGGGCGCCUGGACAGCCAGCCUGAUCCCAUCGUGGAACUCGAUGGUGGCGACCGCGCAGAUCGUGGGCUUCGUGCGCCUCACGCCGUCCGAGGUACAGGCGCUCAAGGACCUGCCUAUCAUCUUCAACCUGUCGACCGGCUUCUUCUCUUUCCCGCCGCAUGAGAAGAGCGGGUACCUGAAGGUUGCGUGCCAUAGCUUCGGGUACACGCUGUCCAGCGAGUCGGUCAACAAGUCUGUUUCCGCACCGCCCAGCCGCGCGAUCCCUGCCCGUGCGAACUUCAUCCCGCAAGAAGGCAUGGAGCGGCUGAGCGCUGGACUGAGGGAGAUCCUCCCCGAGAUCGCGGAGCGCGGGUUCGAGAAGACCUGUCUGUGUUGGUACAACGAGACGCCGACGGGCGACUUCAUCUUCGACUUCCACCCCGAGUAUCAGAACCUGUUUGUUGCGACGGGGGGGACGGGACACGCCUUCAAAUUCCUCCCCGUGAUCGGGAAAUACAUCGGCUCGGCGUUCCAGCGCACGCUGUCGCCCGAACUCACGGCCAAGUGGAAGUUCCACACCGAGUACCGCGACCAGCCGCGCGAGAAGCUGUUCACGGGGAGCAACAGUCGCAAUGGCGGGGAUGGGAGUCGGGGCGGGCCGGAUCGACGGGAGUUUAGUGCGCAGGAGAGGGAUCGGUUGCUUGGGUUGACGGAUGCGUUGGCGACGAGGAGGGCGAGGAUUUAG
Aspergillus mulundensis is the source of this 1374-nucleotide messenger RNA. RefSeq names its product NAD(P)/FAD-dependent oxidoreductase. Bases 1 to 1374 code for a protein of 457 amino acids. The transcript is spliced from 2 exons. The record is from RefSeq and is a predicted model, not a curated record. Lineage: Eukaryota; Fungi; Ascomycota; Eurotiomycetes; Eurotiales; Aspergillaceae. Gene Ontology annotation, molecular function: flavin adenine dinucleotide binding; proline dehydrogenase activity; L-pipecolate oxidase activity.